AUGAUUAAAUACCCGCAGUUAAUGGUCGCCGUCCCCGAUAUCCCAGGUACCUUCUCUUAUGGACUCUCUGGACUCAGGAAAAAAAUGCACAUCCUCGGAGACAAGCUUCAAUCGCUCAACCAGUCUCUUUUUUCUAAAACACAACAGCGUAUCAAUACAGACCCCGCAGCCGAGUUAGUCUCCCGGAUCCCUAACUCGUCGCAACGAGAUACAAUAACAGCAGCAUAUACUUUCAAAGAAGCAGCCAUUAGUAACUCUCACGGAAAGCCGGCUAGGACCCAUUCUGCCAAAUCCCCCUAUGUCACGCCCGAACCAACAAACCGCCGAAUGAAGUCACAGAGUGAAAAAGCCUUGUACUCGCAGAUAGAAAAUCACCCGGAUCUUUUGCUUCCUAGUCCAAUAGGUGCAAAAAAACGGAAAAGAGAGGCUGAUGGUAACGAGUUGCAGCGUGACAUUCCACUGAAGCCAUCUUCGGCAAAUCAUGAGGACACCACUUAUAGACGAGUUCAGCGGAAAACUGCCAUUUCGCUCUCUGACAAAGACACUCUCCUUUCAGACGCCUCCUGUAAUUCUCUAUGCUCUGACCAAGAAGGGUUUUUUCUGGUUCUGGAUGACCACAUCACCGUAUAA
This is a messenger RNA of Pichia membranifaciens NRRL Y-2026, 630 nucleotides long. RefSeq lists its product as hypothetical. The transcript has a single exon. The record is from RefSeq and is a predicted model, not a curated record. The coding region runs from base 1 to 630 and encodes 209 amino acids. NCBI's taxonomy places the organism in Eukaryota, Fungi, Ascomycota, Pichiomycetes, Pichiales, Pichiaceae.